AUGCCUCCCAAAGCUAACAAGGUAGCCGAAGACGGUACGACUGCCGCCAUAAAGGUAUUCCUCAGCGUCAUGAAGAACUGUGAAUCUGUCAAGCCUGCCUGGGAUAGUGUGGCGAAAGAAAUCGGUAUCGGAUAUGGCAAGAACGCUGCAUCAAAGUUCAAAGGUCUCGUGGAGAAGCAUGGCUACAAGUUCGAGGGCGGCCGUGUUACCUUGCCUGAUGGGGAGGGUGAUGGCGAAGUUGACGACGAUAAUGAUCCUGCCACCGCUGCCCCGUCUCCUGCUUUGAAGAGCACCAAAGCCUCCAAGACUCGCAAGUCGACCACCAACAAACGCAAGGCGGCGGCCGUCAAGGACGAUACUGCUGACGAAGCACCUACCAAACCUGCCAAGAAGGCUAGAAAGGCUGCUUCGAAGGACGAAACUACAGACGAGAAGCCUGCCAAACCUGCAACGAAGACGAAGAAGAUGGCUCCCAAAGAUGACACUGCCCACGAGGAACCUGCCAAAGCCACCACGAAGUCGAAGAAAGCCGCUCCCAAGAGUGAUGUAGCCGUUAAGAAUGAGGAAACCGUCAAGAACGAGGCAGAUGAUCAAGCCAGUGAGGAGGGGGAUGAUGAUGAUGCCAAAGCCAAGGUCGAGACCAAGGUGGCUCUUGUCGAUGUCUCUGAUAGCUCGCUUCUCACGCCUGAAGAAGCUGCAGACAUGGUCUAA
Molecule: messenger RNA, 711 nt
Organism: Exophiala bonariae
Lineage: Eukaryota; Fungi; Ascomycota; Eurotiomycetes; Chaetothyriales; Herpotrichiellaceae
Exons: 2
Coding region: 1-711 (236 amino acids)
Source: RefSeq, a predicted model, not a curated record